UGCUUAUUUAGGGGCAGGGAUGGCGAAAACGCUCGAUUCCAGGAUUUGACUUUUUUCAAAAGGCAACCCACAAAUUCUUAAUGCACUUGCGCCGGUACUUCAGGAGGAGAUCGAUCGUGUUGCGAAGUCUAAUGCCACAGCUGAGGACUUUGCGUCACCUGAUUUCCGGAUGCAGCGGAGAGCAACUGGAGUCCGGGCACUUUUCGGGCACCAUGGCAGAUGUGGCCAAGAAAAUCCGAGAAAACGUGGGAGUCGAAGGCGGCUAUCAUGCAAUUCCGAAGAGUCGGGAAGGACUACUUAAGUUUCAGCCGAAGCUUAGCGAGUUGCCUGUACGUUCCAUGAAGGAUUCGCACACGACCGCCAAAAUACCCCUGGAAUCCGAUGCACUACUGCGGGAACGUUUUGUAUACGCCCACGGUCGGUUGCGCAUGGGCAGAAUGCUCGAGGAACUGGACCUUCUCGCCGUGUGGAUCUGCUAUCGCCAUGUGCAUCUGCCGAAUCUUCCGGAAGGCGUUCCUCUGCCUUACACUUUUGUCACCCUGCUAGUGGACCAUGCCCUCUUCCUGGGGGAUAAAUUCAAGGUGGAUGUGGACGUGUCCCUCUCGGGUCACGUUUCGUGUACACAAAAUAGUUCCAUGGAGGUCACUGCGCACGUGAGCCAAAACGGAUUGUUGCUAGCGAAGGCCAUUUUCUUGAUGGAGGCUUGCAAUGCCACCAAUAGCGGCCCGGCUCCAGUCAAUCCCCUGAAUCCUUGCGACGGCGUCGAGGAAUGCAUACACCAGAAGGCUCUUGAUCGGCAGAAACAGCGGGCGGACAAGCCGUUCAACUCAGAGGCCAACCGGCAGCCCACGAAGGAGGAGGAGCAAAUCAUGUACGAGGUGUUCACUCGCACGAAAGGCAUAGAGGGUCCAAUGGACGAGGCCACUCUGCCCCCGAACUGUCGCUGGAUGUCCCAGUGGAGUCGCAGCACCUUGCUGCACCCGUUCCCGCAGCACCGUAACGAAUCGAACACCAUCUUCGGGGGCUUCAUCCUGCGCAACGCCAUCGAGCUAAGCUUUAUGACGGCCUGCCUCUUCGGCAGCGAUUAUACUUGUAUUCGAUUCAUUUCGGACGUCACCUUCACCCAGCAAAUUCCGGUGCACAGCUACAUAAAGCUGAGGGCCCACGUAGUUUACACCCACGAGAACUACAUUCAGCUGAUAGCAAUGGUGGAAGCCAUCGAUGGGAACCACUUCACGGAGGUGCACUGCAACAGCCUGCACCUGACCUACUCAUGCAGCAAAAAGCUGCCGGAGGUCCUGCCCAGCAGCUACCAUGAGGCGUUGUGGUAUCUUUCGGGGCGUCGCCACUUCCAGCGUUUCCUUGAGUCAGUAAGCCCAGACGAUGAUGUUAGCGGAUCAGAGAUCAUAGAAGUGGAAUAAGGGUUAAGCGAUUAAAUAUUUAAACUAUAUUGGUAAAACAACAGCAUUUCGAAAUUAAACUGAACUGUAUUUCUUA
Molecule: messenger RNA, 1497 nt
Organism: Drosophila ficusphila
Lineage: Eukaryota; Metazoa; Arthropoda; Insecta; Diptera; Drosophilidae
Product: acyl-coenzyme A thioesterase 9, mitochondrial
Exons: 4
Coding region: 81-1421 (446 amino acids)
Biological process (GO): acyl-CoA metabolic process
Cellular component (GO): mitochondrion
Molecular function (GO): fatty acyl-CoA hydrolase activity
Source: RefSeq, a predicted model, not a curated record